AAGGUCAUGGCUGAAGAAUUAAAAGACACGAUUGCUCAGAGUCUGGAGUGUCCUGUUUGUCUGACUACCUUCACUGAUCCCAAGAUCCUGUCUUGUUCACACACCUACUGCAAGGUCUGUCUGGAAAAGCUCUUGGAAUCCCGUGCUUAUGAUCAGAUGAUCCGAUGCCCGGUCUGCAGAGAUGAUACCCAGGUACCAAAUCUAGAUGUCAGCAAACUACCGGCAAGUCUAGCUUUAAGGAAUCUUAUAGAGGACGUGAAAAACCAACAGCAAAUUUGCACGAAUUGUGAUUCCGAGGAUAAGCCCAAAGCUGUUGUCUACUGCCAAGACUGUGGCAACUAUCUAUGUAUUACUUGCCACAAUAUGCACUCUCAGUGGAAAAACUUUGUCGGUCAUCAGAUCAUAGCCAUGAGUGAGAUCUCAUCCGGAAAGGUGUCAAUACGUAGAUACCGGAAAUGCAGGAAACAUCCGAAAGAAGAUGAAGAAUGUUUCUGUUCUAAUUGUAAGAGAUUCACAUGCUUCAGGUGUGUUGUUAUGGAACAUACAUACCAAGGACACCAGGUCAUCGAGUCAGCUGCUUAUGAAAGUAAUCACACGAAGACCAUCGACGAGCUUACAUCCAAGGUGGAGAAGAAACAAUCUUGCUUUCAGAAUUACAUCGAUCUCAUUGAUGAAGAGCAGAAGUGCGUGGAUGAUGCUAUGAAGCAUUGCACAGAUGACAUCAACAAAGCAUAUGAUGAAGCAGUUCGGCAGUUGACGGAGAAGAGAGAAAUCCUACUUGGUGAAGUCAAGGGAAAGACUGAAAGAGUAGAGGAAGCCCUGGAAGAAAUGAAGAAAUCAACUCAGCAGCGCAUCGAUCAGUUGAUGACCAUUGCUGAGAUGGUAACCAAUAGAAGAAAUGCACCAGUAGACAUGGACACUUUGGCUGUGUAUGACACUUUAUGUGAAGACCUACAAGAGGCCUUAAAUCAGGAAAAUCCUGAUAACGAGCAGCCGAAUAAAACAUGUAGGAAGGCGAAAAGUUCCAGUUUUGAGAGAAAUAUCGGAAAGGACGAAUUAGGUCUUGGUAAAAUAAUUGAAGUUGUAAAGAGCAUUACUUUGCCUACUAAAAAUAGCAUGAAUGCCAUGAUAAACACACCAGAUGGUCGGAUGGCUGUAGGAUGUAAUCCAGGUGGCGUGAACAUCUUCUCUGCUGAUGGUCGUCUCAAGCAGACAGUCCUCAAGGAUGUUAAGAUCAGUGCAUUAGGUUUCUUCUCUGAUGGUCGAUGUGUUGUAAUUGAUAAAUCAAACACUGUAGCACUGUACACACAAGACUACACAAAGUUGAAUGUGAUGUUUAAGACUUUGAAUAAAGGUGAAGGUGGGAUUUCUAAACUCACUGUUGAUAGUGAUGAUCUGAUCUAUGUUAACUACAGGAAACCCAAGAAGAUCCAGGUGUUCUCAUCAGCAGGUGGACAGGCAAUCAAGGAGAUACCAUGCCACGGAUAUGUGCCUUGGCAAAUCACUUCUUACAAUGAUUCACUAAUCAUUAGUACAGAUAAUACUGUACGAUUGAUAGACAAAGAAGGUGAUGUAGUGGAUACAUUAAAAAAAACAAGUAAUACUUACCUAUACGCUGCCGUGUCACAAAGCAAUACAAUCCUGAUAGCCACAGUGAAGGACGAUGAACGUUUGGUGAGCAUUGAUGAGUACACAGACGAGCUGAAGCACGUUCGGAACCUCGUUGAUGAGUACAAGAUUGAGAAGCCUAGGAGAGAUUGGUAUUAUCUCCAGCAGUACCGAUCAGGAGAGAUCGCCUUCUGCACUUCUGAUAACCUCUAUAUUAUGAUCACAUAAAAUAAUGGAUGAGACCGCAAGAAAUACGUCGUAUAAUAAAAUUGUAUACAGCGUUAAAAUUGACUUUCUAGAUGACAUAAAUUUCUUCAUAAAGUUCUUCAACUUUCCUAGAAAAAAUCCAAAAUUAUCAGUAACCGGCACUUUCGCUGUGUCUUUAAUUUACGAUGCUGUCAAUUAAGCUCAUCAGAAGUUAAUAGAAGGUGGAUAUAAACUUUGACAUAAUGGUUAAAAGUAGUCCAAGACAUUAUUAAAAAACAAUCUGUUUUCAGAUGUCUCGGUAUUUUCUUAUCCAAUCCCGACCAAAUUGAAUUUAUCUGACUGAUUUGUGGAAAAUGUAAUAAAUGAAAUGAAUCAAUAAAAAUACAAUAAAUGAAUUCUUAAUUGAUAAAAUUGUAUUGCUACAUUCAUGCCAAUAUAUCAAUUUCAAAUGCAAACACAAUUUAAUGUAAAAGAUUGAAGACGGUGACAUUUUAAAUAUUAUUCAUGUACAGUAUGGUUAAACAGGUUGCUUAGAAUAUAAAGAAACAUUUAUAAAGAUAUAAAAAAUUAAUGGAUGAUUUACAACUUCUAAAUUUACAAUUUAGAAAACAUAUGGACCUAGUUCAUGAAACUUAUACAUAAGUUUAAUCAAGUAUUACUAAACAUUCUGUCGGAGUUUCAAGUCACAUGACUAAGGUCAAAGGUCAUUUAGGGUCAAUGAACUUUGGCCAAGUUGGGGGUAUCUGUUGAAUUACCAUCAUAACUCUGUAAGUGUAUGGAUCUAGUUCAUAAACUGGGACAUAAGAGUAAUCAAGUAUCACUGAACAUCCCAUGCGAGUUUCAGGUCACGUGACCAAAGUCAAAGGUCAUUUUAGGUGAUUGAACUUUGGCCAUUUUGAACGUAAUUAUUAGAUAGCUGUAAUAACUUUCAAAGUUUAUAGAUAUAGUUUAUAAAAUGUGGAUAUAGGGGUAAUCAAGUAUUACUGACAAGUCUUAGGUCGCAUGAUCAAGGUCAAAUGUCAUUUAUUGUCAAUGAACGUAGUAUUGUAUCAUUAUAUGAAUGGUGUUUUUGUGAAUAUUUUUUUUCAUAGUAGUUUUCAAAGCCAGCACCGCUGCUAUAUUGAAUCGCGCGAUGCAGGUGAGACUGCCAGAGGCGCUCCACUUGUUUGACUGGGGGUGCUGAUGUAAAUUUGGCAAGCGAAAAAAAAGUUUCUUUACAAAAUGUAGGUGAUUACAUUUCUCCAUGUUGUCACACCUUCCGGAAUUCCAGGGGCUGCUGCCUAUGGAGAACAAUACACGCAGCACCCCCAAGGAAAAUAUUGGGGGUGCUUCAGCAUCCUCGGCCCCCCUGCUUUCCAGGACCAUGAGAGAUAAUCAUUUGACGCCAAUAUUAUGGAGCAGCAGUGGCAGUUUUUUCGAGCAAAAUAUUCACAACACAUGUUUCUCUAAACAUGUUCUAGGGGAGUUACUCAAUUGCCCCCUCUCGUUCUCUUAGUUCUUAUAUUUUGUAUUUUGUUAUCUAGUUUGUGUUACGCAGGCGUAUCUUGCUCCUCGUCGUUUUUCAGGGGUUUUAUGCUUAUAUCAUUAAGACAGUUUGUAUAUAUUUGUAUUUUGUACAUUUCAGUUGAUCAUUUCUAUCGAUUUGUACUUGUCGGAGAAAAGAUGUACAAUGAACAAGAAUAAAUUGUAUCAUGUAUUCAAUUUACUUGUAGCAGUUAUAAUCAUAUUUAAAAAAACAAAAUAUUUAAUCUUGCAGUUGCCUGCAUAGAGUUACACAUGUGGACUAUGCAUUCUCCAUACUUAAAAUGGUAUGUACAUUAUGUAAAACAAUAGAAUUUUGUCAAAAUCAGAAAUGAAAUAACAAAGUUAUGGCUUUUCAAAAUUUUCAU
This is a messenger RNA of Lytechinus pictus (painted urchin), 3704 nucleotides long. RefSeq names its product tripartite motif-containing protein 3-like. The record is from RefSeq and is a predicted model, not a curated record. The coding region runs from base 7 to 1836 and encodes 609 amino acids. Lineage: Eukaryota; Metazoa; Echinodermata; Echinoidea; Temnopleuroida; Toxopneustidae. The transcript has a single exon. Gene Ontology annotation, biological process: protein monoubiquitination. Gene Ontology annotation, molecular function: zinc ion binding; protein binding; ubiquitin protein ligase activity.